UGAUAAUUCAAACACAUUUUAAGAGACAAAAUUGCAAGUUUGGUCCCUGUGGUAUGUCAAAAAUUGGAUGUUUGGUUCAAAAAGUUUUGUGGUUGCACCGGUGGUCCAAAAGCUUUGAUUCGUUGUGGAAUUGGUCCAAAGGCUUAACAGCUGUUUAUGCCCUCCGUCUGUGUGAGGGUAUUUUUGUCAAUUCACGCCCAUUCUUUUAAUAUCUUAUUAAAUUAAACCUCAUCAUCCUAAUUAAUUGAUACCUACAACCAAAUCCUCUGUGCAUUUCAUCGAUUGACUCUCCUGUCACUUUCAUCUUCGUUCGUUACCUAGAAGCCCUAAUCUCCAAGUUGAGUUUUUUUUUAUUGUGAUCGCUGUUAUUUCAGUGUAUGAACUUACUAAUGUGGAAUAUAUUGCUCUUAGACAAACUGUUCAACGCAAAGGUGGCUUAUGAUGGGCACCUAACAUUAUUUACCAUCAAACUAUACCAUAGAGGUGAGUUCACCAAGUUUCUUGAUGUUCAAUACAUUGACGGGAGUGUGAACUAUGUUGACAUGGUGAAUAUAGAGACGUUUUCAGUUCAUGAGUUGGAUAUUAUCAUGAAAGGGUCCAGGUACGGUGUUCCUCCUGUGAUUUACUAUCACUUCCUUGUGCCUGGUGGAGACUUCCACUUUAGUCUUAAACCCUUAGGCAAUGAUGAUGAUUUACGAACUUUUUCCCAAUAUGUGCGUGAUCACAAAAUCAUGAGGGUAUAUACUGAACAUGGUGAGACAAAGUUACUUACCUACUUUAUGAAUCCUAAACCUGUUAGGAAGGUAAAUAUUGUACAAAUGGAUGAAAUAGAUGAAAAUGAUGAUAAUAAAAACCCCACAGCUGAGGUAUAA
Messenger RNA from Lactuca saligna, 872 nucleotides. The record is from the annotation of a GenBank genome assembly. Lineage: Eukaryota; Viridiplantae; Streptophyta; Magnoliopsida; Asterales; Asteraceae.